Molecule: messenger RNA, 1155 nt
Organism: Aspergillus versicolor CBS 583.65
Lineage: Eukaryota; Fungi; Ascomycota; Eurotiomycetes; Eurotiales; Aspergillaceae
Product: putative lipase/esterase
Exons: 4
Coding region: 98-1108 (336 amino acids)
Molecular function (GO): hydrolase activity
Source: RefSeq, a predicted model, not a curated record
GUUCGGCCGGGGAAUACGAGAGUCAGACUGCCUGCCCACAUUCACUAUAAAUGCCUGGACGAGACAUAUCUACUGCCUCACUAAACAUAUUUUGAAAAUGUCUCCUAUCAAUCCAGAGUGGGAUGAAUUUCUCAAGAAGAAUCCUCGCCUCCGCCAUGAUGAUGACCAGCGAAACGAUCUUUUCUAUGCAAGCCCGGCUGGCCACGCUCUUGCUACCCAGGUCUCAGUAACGAAUACCACAAUUCCAGCCCGUGAUGAGCAUCAAAUCCCUAUCCGUAUCUAUACUGCCAAGGAAAAUAGAGAUUGCCGUGGUGUUGUCAUUUUCUUCCACUCUGGAGGGUUUACUAGCGGUUCCUUAGAGACAGAGGACGCAUCUUGUCGAUACAUGGCCCUCAAUACUCCAGUUACAGUGAUCAGUGUGGAAUACCGCUUGAGUCCAGCAAAUCAAUACCCUAUUCCCAUGAACGACGGAAUAGACGCAUUUCAAUACAUCGAGAGAAACAUAGAACAGUUUAUCACACAAUCUACUGAUCCCGUUAAGGUACUGGUCAGUGGGACCUCUUCAGGAGGUCAUCUAGCAGCAAUCGUUUCCCAGAAUGCACCCAGCUGGUUCCAGCUGCCCGAGAAUGAGAGGCCGGCCAAGCAGGUCCACCUAAGUGGCGUCCUACUUCGUGCCCCGGUGACCGUUAACGCAAUGGAUGAUGGUGCCCUAAUUCCUCCUAAGUAUAGGGACAUUCAUCAAUCCUGGAUGAUGCAGUAUCAUGGAGCGGACUUGAACCGGAUGAGUAUGACGUAUAACCAUGAUUCACUAGGUGUUCCUUCUAAUGAGAAGACCUGUCCUGAGGCAUACCCACUUUGGGGCAACCUUGCUGGCCUGCCAAAAACCUACAUCCAAAUUUGCGAACUGGAUAUUCUUCGGGAUGAUGCAGUUUGCUACGCUCGUGGACUUCAAGAGGCUGGGGUUGAAGUCAGGCAGGAUUUCUACGAGGGCCUCCAUCAUAUAUUUUGGAUCUAUGGCCAGGAGUUGGGUGUUUCGAGAUGGGCGCAAGAGGACUGCGUUCGGGGCUUGAAAUGGUUACUUGAUAUUUUGGAUGAUGAUGAGGAUUAGCUUAAAACAGUCCUAUCUGUUUCCAAUAAUACUAUUUUAUAUCACCA